AUGUCACCUUUCUUUUUGGUGGUCUCCACGUUGCUGUACAUUCAAAGCUACGCGUCGCAGAUCUGCGAACGCCGUACUCGUCUUUUAGCAAGGGCAUCGUCUUCCGAAUGUGACUUGUAUGUUGUCUCUGGCCAGGACAACCUUUUCGAGAACUAUGCGUUCUCCGACUUUCGAAAUCUAAGCAACUACAGCAUCAAUUGGCCGUCUUCAAUCACGGCGGAGGAAGACCAGGGGGGGGAGAACAUCACCUCAGCGUACUUUGCUCACCCGCCCUUCUCAGACCACUGGGAGAUCCGACGGGGCAUCAGAAAUGCAGAGUCAGAUGUCCCAAUGAUCUAUUCGGCACAAAAUGUCUACAUCUCACAAGACCCUAGCUCGGACGGUUCUCAGACCUACUUGACGCUGCGGACUACCCGACUACAGGACUUUCAGAGCGUCGUCCAGCUCGUCAGCCGCCCCGACAACCUCUUGCACGCGAGCAUGCGCACAAGGAUGAAAAUAAUCUCCGACGGCAAAGAUGGUGACAAUGUUGCUGGAGGUGCGGUAGUUGGCUUCUUCACCUACGAGUCUGAUACCCAGGAGAGCGACAUCGAGGUUCUCACCAAACAUCCGUCCGAUAUUGUCGAACUCUCAACCCAGCCGGCAUCGUCAACCACCCCAGGAGCAGAUGCCAGUGUCACGAUCCCGAAUGGCAAAGACUGGACAGAGUGGGUCGAAUAUCGAAUGGACUGGUUUGCAGGCAGGAACAUAUGGUACCUGGACGAAGAAAUGAUGCUCAAUAGCACCGACAGUGUUCCCACCGAGCCUAGCCAACUCAUGUUAAACCUUUGGAGUAACGGUCAGUCAUUCUCUGGCAGGAUGCGGCCCGGGAGAGAGGUGUAUGUUGCCGUGCAAUGGAUUGAGAUAGCAUACAAUGUGAGCAACCAAGGCCAGAGCUUGAAUCAGACCGACGGCCUGACGCAAUGUUUGGUGGAUUCAGUCGAAACAAAAGGCAUCCCAGAGGUGAUCCAGAAUUCUAGUGUCACGCAGAGCGCAGUAAGCACGGCCUUGAAAAUGUUUGGCACAAUUGUGCUUGUUUUGAUCGCUUGGUACUGUACCUGA
Molecule: messenger RNA, 1101 nt
Organism: Exophiala aquamarina CBS 119918
Lineage: Eukaryota; Fungi; Ascomycota; Eurotiomycetes; Chaetothyriales; Herpotrichiellaceae
Exons: 1
Coding region: 1-1101 (366 amino acids)
Biological process (GO): carbohydrate metabolic process
Molecular function (GO): hydrolase activity, hydrolyzing O-glycosyl compounds
Source: RefSeq, a predicted model, not a curated record